AUGCCCUUUGCCAAUAGGAUUGACAAGAGGAUCUGGUGGUUAACUAUGUCAAAAGCAGCAGACCGAUCCAACAAAGGUUCCCCGAACACAGAGUCUAACACUUCCACUGGGUAUGUUGGCAUAGUUUUGGGAGUGAUCUGUUUUCUCUUCAUCAUCACUCUCAUUCUUUUCUUCUAUUCAAGAAGACCGACCAAAAACGAAUGUCCAGGCAUCCCCAUACACACCAUUAGUAAUACAAUUAAUAUUGCUUUGAGAAUAGAAGAUUACGAAGAGUACUUUAAGCAGAAACAUAAGGAUUCAAACUGUGGUUUUGCUGAAGAGUAUGAGGAGUUGAAAACAGUUGGAACGGCGCAGUCCAAAAACACUGCCCUGGCUAUUGAAAACAAGCAGAAGAACCGUUACAGCAAUGUGCUACCUUAUGAUGCUUCAAGAGUGAAGUUAUCAAUGUGUGGUAGUCCCUUUGAUGACUACAUCAAUGCCAACUACAUCCCAGGCUACAAUUCAAGAAAAGAGUUUAUAGCAGCUCAGGGUCCGCUGCCCACCACAGUGAAUGAAUUCUGGAGAAUGGUCUGGGAGAAGAAUGUCCACACCAUAGUGAUGCUGACCAAAUGCAACGAGAUGGGACGAGUAAAAUGUGAGAAAUACUGGCCAUCAGGGACUAAUCAUUAUCAAAACAUCUCUGUGACAACCACCUCAGAGAUAGAACUGGAGAAUUGGACCAUAAGAGACUUCGGAAUCAAAAAUGUAAAAACAGCAGAAACUCGUAACAUAUGCCAGUUCCACUUCACGGCGUGGCCAGAUCAUGGAGUUCCACAGACCACUGAAGUCCUCAUUGACUUCAGACACCUGGUCAGAGAACACAUGAACCAGUACUCACGCCACUCUCCAACUGUGGUGCAUUGCAGCGCCGGUGUGGGAAGAACGGGGACCUUCAUUGGCAUUGACCACCUGAUCUUCCAGAUUGAAAGAGACAGCAUGGUGGACAUCUACGGAAUCGUUAAUGAUAUGCGCAUACACAGGCCUCUCAUGGUGCAGACUGAGGAACAAUAUGUUUACCUCCACCAGUGUGCACAUAAGAUAAUUAAAUCAAGAGGAGGAAUCAACAUGGACUUAAUUUACCAAAACUCAGACGAGCUCAGUAUCUAUCAGAAUGUAAAAUAUCAACAAUUGUGAAUGCAGAUGGCCUCGAGAUAGCCCUUGUCCAACAAUCAGGGAAAUUUAAGACUGCAUAAAGCACAUUUUAAGUUUCACAUAUACAUAUACAAAUGCUGUUCCUGUGGCUCAGUGGUAGAGCAUU
This is a messenger RNA of Cyprinus carpio (common carp), 1297 nucleotides long. Its product is annotated as receptor-type tyrosine-protein phosphatase eta-like. The coding region runs from base 1 to 1173 and encodes 390 amino acids. Lineage: Eukaryota; Metazoa; Chordata; Actinopteri; Cypriniformes; Cyprinidae. The record is from RefSeq and is a predicted model, not a curated record. Gene Ontology annotation, molecular function: protein tyrosine phosphatase activity. Gene Ontology annotation, biological process: negative regulation of MAP kinase activity; protein dephosphorylation. The transcript has 12 exons.